Messenger RNA from Brugia malayi, 111 nucleotides. RefSeq lists its product as uncharacterized. NCBI's taxonomy places the organism in Eukaryota, Metazoa, Nematoda, Chromadorea, Rhabditida, Onchocercidae. The transcript is spliced from 2 exons. The coding region runs from base 1 to 111 and encodes 36 amino acids. The record is from RefSeq and is a predicted model, not a curated record.
AUGAAAUAUAAUAGUUUGGCGAUUAAUAGAAUCAAAGGUUUGUUCAUCACAAUUAUAUCGGAGCGAUCAGUGAUCGAAAGGAACGAAAAUUAUCAAAUGGAGGAAGAAUAA